UAAACGUCACCCAAAGAAAGACGUGGAGUAAGAAGCAGCUUAUUUCAUUUCACCACAUUCACACUUCUCCGAAAUUAAACCCAAACUCCCUUUCUAAUGCCUUACCAAGUCCGCUCGAAUCUCUUCAUCAGCAACAUCAACGACGCAGCUCAGAUUCUCCAAAACGCCGCCGUUCAACACAACAUCACCCACAUCCUUUCCGUUCUCAGCUCCGCUUCAAUCUCCUUCUUCUCCGAAUGGCGUUCCAACAUCUCCAUCCCCGUCAAAGAGAUUUCCAAACUUCACGUCUCCGACCUCCCUUCCGCCGCCAAGUCCGCCCUCUCGCCGGACAAACUCCUCUACUCACUCGAGUACGCCGGUAAAGAUUUCAAGCUUGUAAGGAUGGCGGUUCCUCUUAAGGAUACUGAGAGCGAGAAUUUGUUGGAUUACCUUGAGGUUUGCAUCGAUUUCAUUGAUCGGAGUAGGAAGGAAGGUUCUGUAUUAGUUCACUGUUUUGCAGGUGUUUCUAGAAGUGCAUCGGUUAUUACUGCUUAUUUGAUGAGAAGCGAGAAUCUGUCACUAGAAGAUGCCCUUGAAUCAUUAAAGCAGAGCUGUGAAUUUGUUUGCCCCAAUGAUGGUUUUCUAGAGCAGUUGAAAAUGUUUGAGGAGAUGGGUUUCAAGGUUGAUCAUUCUAGCCCUGUAUACAAGCGCUUUCGUCUAAAAGUACUAGGUGAGAAUCAUUUUGCAGGGUCAAGGAUAGACAGUUCUAAACUUGGUGCAGAUCCUGGCAUGCCUGUUGAAACAUCUUCAGAGCCACCAGAAGCUACUAAAGUAGAUAAUAACCAUAGCCCUACAUUCCGUUGUAAGAAGUGCCGUCGGAUUGUUGCAUUGCAAGAACAUGUUAUAGAUCAUAUUCCUGGUGAGGGUGAGACAUCCUUUGAUUGGCACAAGCGAAGAAGUGGCAAUCCUUUUAACAAAUCUAAUGAGUCUGAGUGUUCGUCCAUAUUUAUUGAGCCUCUACGAUGGAUGAAAGAUGUCGAGGAAGGCGCGUUGGAGGGAAAGCUGUCCUGCACUCAUUGUGAUGCCCGUUUGGGAUACUUUAAUUGGUCAGGCAUACAAUGCAGCUGUGGAAGCUGGAUAACCCCAGCUUUCCAACUUCACCAAAGUCGGGUAGAUAUAAGCCCUGUGUAACUUUUGUUGCACCACUUUUAUGCAUAUACUCAUUCCUCGACAAGGGAUGCCACUAUUUUUCCAUUGUUCCUCGACUUGCAUUCUGCUCAAGUUUUCCAAGCUACUGCAAAUGAAGUUACGUAAUGAAGGAUUGAAGUCUUGUUCCUCAGAACUGCUCAAGAUUUCUAGGCUAAACAGAUGCAGUUAUUGUAGAGAGGAUUGUAAUCUUGCACCUUUAUUGCUUUUUCCAAAAUGACUUUUAAGAUCUUUAAUUGGAGGUUAAGGAUUAUGCAUUUCUAGUACAUGGUAAGGUGAGGCAUGAGUCGGGUUUCUAACGUUAGUGCUAGUUUUCCCGAUGAUUUACCUGCCAGUAAAGAUGGUGUUUUUAUUUUUUUUCCUAUGAAAGAACAGUGUUUUGUCCUUGUAACUGGUAAUUUUAUUUUAUACUUUUAUCUUUAAA
This is a messenger RNA of Vicia villosa (hairy vetch), 1609 nucleotides long. RefSeq lists its product as uncharacterized. The record is from RefSeq and is a predicted model, not a curated record. Gene Ontology annotation, biological process: protein dephosphorylation. Gene Ontology annotation, molecular function: protein tyrosine/serine/threonine phosphatase activity. Bases 97 to 1170 code for a protein of 357 amino acids. The transcript has 6 exons. NCBI's taxonomy places the organism in Eukaryota, Viridiplantae, Streptophyta, Magnoliopsida, Fabales, Fabaceae.